Molecule: messenger RNA, 1818 nt
Organism: Oncorhynchus masou masou (cherry salmon)
Lineage: Eukaryota; Metazoa; Chordata; Actinopteri; Salmoniformes; Salmonidae
Product: basic proline-rich protein-like
Exons: 2
Coding region: 1-1818 (605 amino acids)
Source: RefSeq, a predicted model, not a curated record
AUGAAGACCAAGGAGCUCUCCAAACAGGUCAGGGACAAAGUUGUGGAGAAGUACAGAUCCGCCCUCCCGGUCUCGCUCCAGCCCUCCCAUGUCUCGCCCCAGCCCUCCCGGUCUCGCCCGGCCCUCCCAUGUCUCGCUCCGGCCCUCCCAUGUCUCGCCCGGCCCUCCCAUGUCUCGCCCCGGCCCUCCCAUGUCUCGCCCCGGCCCUCCCAUGUCUCGCCCCGGCCCUCCCAUGUCUCGCCCGGCCCUCCCAUGUCUCGCCCCGGCCCUCCCAUGUCUCGCCCGGCCCUCCCAUGUCUCGCCCCGGCCCUCCCAUGUCUCGCCCCCGGCCCUCCCAUGUCUCGCCCCGGCCCUCCCAUGUCUCGCCCCGGCCCUCCAUGUCUCGCCCCGGCCCUCCCAUGUCUCGCCCCGGCCCUCCCAUGUCUCGCCCGGCCCUCCCAUGUCUCGCCCGGCCCUCCCAUGUCUCGCCCGGCCCUCCCCGGUCUCGCCCGGCCCUCCCCGGUCUCGCCCGGCCCACCCAUGUCUCGCUCCAGCCCACCCAUGUCUCGCUCCAGCCCUCCCCGGUCUCGCCCCAGCCCUCCCCGGUCUCGCUCCAGCCCUCCCAUGUCUCGCUCCAGCCCUCCCAUGUCUCGCUCCAGCCCUCCCAUGUCUCGCUCCGGCCCACCCAUGUCUCGCUCCAGCCCUCCCCGGUCUCGCCCCAGCCCUCCCCGGUCUCGCUCCAGCCCUCCCAUGUCUCGCUCCAGCCCUCCCAUGUCUCGCUCCAGCCCUCCCAUGUCUCGCUCCAGCCCUCCCAUGUCUCGCUCCAGCCCUCCCAUGUCUCGCUCCAGCCCUCCCAUGUCUCGCUCCCAGCCCUCCCAUGUCUCCCUCCAGCCCUCCCAUGUCUCGCUCCAGCCCUCCCAUGUCUCGCCCCAGCCCUCCCAUGUCUCGCUCCAGCCCUCCCAUGUCUCGCUCCAGCCCUCCCAUGUCUCGCCCCAGCCCACCCCGGUCUCGCUCCAGCCCACCCCCGGUCUCGCUCCAGCCCACCCCAGCCCUCCCAUGUCUCGCUCCGGCCCACCCCAGCCCACCCCGGUCUCGCCCCAGCCCACCCCGGUCUCGCCCCAGCCCUCCCAUGUCUCGCUCCAGCCCACCCCGGUCUCGCCCAGCCCACCCAUGUCUCGCUCCAGCCCACCCCAGCCCUCCCAAGUCUCGCUCAUGCCCUCCCAUGUCUCCCUCCAGCCCACCCCAGCCCACCCCAGCUCACCCCGGUCUCGCCCCCAGCCCACCCCGGUCUCGCCCCCAGCCCACCCCGGUCUCGCCCCAGCCCUCCCAUGUCUCGCUCCAGCCCACCCCGGUCUCGCCCCAGCCCACCCAUGUCUCGCUCCAGCCCACCCUAGCCCUCCCAUGUCUCGCUCCAGCACUCCCAUGUCUCCCUCCAGCCCACCCCAGCCCACCCCAGCUCACCCCGGUCUCGCCCCAGCCCACCCCGGUCUCGCCCCCCAGCCCACCCCGGUCUCGCUCCAGCCCACCCCAGCCCUCCCAUGUCUCGCUCCGGCCCACCCCAGCCCACCCGGUCUCGCCCCAGCCCACCCCGGUCUCGCCCCAGCCCUCCCAUGUCUCGCUCCAGCCCACCCCAGCCCUCCCAUGUCUCGCUCCGGCCCACCCCGGUCUCGCUCCAGCCCACCCCAGCCCUCCCAUGUCUCGCUCCGGCCCACCCCAGCCCUCCCAUGUCUCACUCCAGCCCACCCCAGCCCUCCCAUGUCUCGCUCCGGCCCACUCCAGCCCACCCCGGUCUCGCUACAGCCCUCCCAUGUCUCGCUCCGGCCCACCCCGGUCUCUUGA